GGCAUGGGAGGAUGGCUGCUCAGUCACAGGGAAAAAUGGUGAGGAUGCAUCCUCUGUUUCUUUUAGAAGACAUGACGAGAUUCCAUCCUCCUCUAUCCACAUAGUUCGCCAAAAGGGAUAAUUGCAAGGUAGCCUUAAAGGAGUCAAAAGAAAGGAAUGUUGAACAAAAUGACUCACAUCUUAUCUCUUCCAAUAGAUUACCAAUGGUCCAAUUGGCAUUGAAUGAGCGUGGAGGAGCAGAAAAUGUAUCACAGACGAUGGGACAAGAGCAAGAGCUGAGGAAGGAGAACGCAGCAAGGGAGUUAUUGGAAGAGGUGGAUGAGGAGUAUCCCCCCCUGCAGAGAGAAGGUGGAAGAGAGGGAGGCAGAGGGGGAGGGAGGGGGGGCGGGGAGGAGAAAGAGGAUACGAACGAAGAGGAUGGGGACGAAGAGGGGGAAGAGGAGAAGGGAAUGAAGGAGAGCGAGUUGAAGGGGGCAGAGGGGAAGAGACGAGAGGAAGGGGGAACGAAAGUGUGGGAGGUGGAGAAAUAGGAAACGGGGGGCAGAACCUUGCUCAGGAAUGCAAGGGGUAUUGGGAAAAUGAUCAAAUCCCAGCAACCUCUUGGAUUCAGAAGGCUAAAGGUCCCUUUCAAUCCAUUGUGCUGGAAAUUGAAAGAAAGGGGUCAAAUGCUCAACCCCUCCGCAUUCCCCUUUCUAAUCUCCCAAUUGUUCAUGCUUUCUUCUUAUCAAAAUUCAUCAGCCCCUCUGAAAACAAAGUAGUUGACAAUGGGGGGAAGAAAUCAAUGGUGAAAACUUAUCAAUCCCAGAAGAUUGCAGAAAGAGAUUAUAUCAACCAAUUACAUGCAAACAACUGGGUCUUCUAUGAUAAUGCGGCAUAUAAGACUACAAAUGAAAAGAUAAAAUGGAUAAGUAAAAGACUCACACAACU
Chara braunii is the source of this 927-nucleotide messenger RNA. NCBI's taxonomy places the organism in Eukaryota, Viridiplantae, Streptophyta, Charophyceae, Charales, Characeae. The record is from the annotation of a GenBank genome assembly.